This is a messenger RNA of Microsporum canis CBS 113480, 708 nucleotides long. RefSeq lists its product as uncharacterized. Lineage: Eukaryota; Fungi; Ascomycota; Eurotiomycetes; Onygenales; Arthrodermataceae. Bases 1 to 708 code for a protein of 235 amino acids. The record is from RefSeq and is a predicted model, not a curated record. The transcript has a single exon.
AUGGGACUGAUGUCUAGAAUUAAAAAGAGACGAGGCUGCUCCAUCACGGUGUGUUGGCGGUCAAUACGCAAAUUUGAACUUAAGACGGAUGAAAUACCUCAUUUUCGGCCUACUGGCUGCUUCAAGCUCCGUUCUUGCCGGCAGUCCCAGGCUGGGGGCCAGUCACUUGUUGAGGUGAAACCGCCGUCUCAUUUGACGGGGGACAUCCGGCCGCAACGUGUUGUGAACAGUACCCUGACUGGAUUCGAAGGGUUUUCGGGAGCAAAACUGUUUGCUCGAUCUUGUUCGGCAGGAUACUGUAUGAUAGUGACAUUAGUAUGGAAGAUCAAAGAACAAAAUGUGACAAGGGAUACGACUGCGUCGAGCCUUCUGGCUGCUGUCCGGCAGGCUAUAAGCCGUGCGGCGGCGAGCACUGCUACGACCCCAAGAAAGACAUAUGCUGUGACGACGGAGGGAGCUGUCCCAAGUCCAGCACCUGUCAUAAGGACGGAGGAUGUUGUCCUGACCACAAACUGGAGUGCGGCAAAGAGAAAUGUUAUGAUCCGUUAUUAUCGAUCUGCUGUACGGACGGGGAUGAAACGUGGUCCUGCGGUAAGGGCGAGUCAUGCUGUACUGCUUCGAAGAGCUGCUAUAUUCCCGAGACGGAGAAGUGUUGUGAGAGCGGAGCGUGUCCUGACUCGGCAGCUGCUGUGGGAAGGAAUGCUGUGA